AUGAUUUGCAUAAAAUGUGGUUGGUGUAAUUCCCAAAUUUACACCAUUUUUGACAAAAGGAACAUAAAACUGAACGAAUGUCAUAACUGUAAUAAAAUAUGUGAUGAAUAUAUAGAAAAAAAUACUUUUAUAAUAUUUAUGAAUAUAUUAUUUUUAAGACCAGAAAUAUAUAGACAUAUUAUUUUCAAUAGAUUAAAAUAUAGUGAUAAAUUUAUACAUGUAUUUUUUUUUAAAAUAAUAAUAAUAUUUUUAAUAAUAAAUGUAUAUUUACAUCCUAAAUUUGAAAAUGAUUAUGAAAAUAAUAAUAAAUUUACAAAUAUAUUUUUAAUGAAUACAGAUUUAGAUAUAUCUAUUCAAAAUACAUUACCAAGUUAUAAUUGUUCUUCUUAUACAUUAUUUACAUAUAAAUAUAAUGAAAAACAUAAUUUAUAUGGUUUAUAUAAUAUUUUUCAUAAUUCAAAUAUAUCAAACUUAGUUAAUAUAUAUAAAAACAAUCUUUUAACUUGUAUUUUUAACAACAAAUUUAAAAAUAAACAUAUAUGUAUACCAAAUAAAUAUAAUAAAUACUCUAAUCAUGAUGAAUGGAUUAUAAAUUUAUUAUUACAUAAUAAUAAAAAUAGACAAUUUAAUACUCAUAAUGGACAUAAAUACAAGGUUAUUGGGAAUGGCAAGAUAGAUGAAAAAAAAAAAAAAAUAAUCAUAAAAAAACAAGAAAACGUUAAUAAUAUUAUAAAUGCAAAACAAAUUACUAGCGAUAUUAAUAUACCGAAUACAAAAAGACAAUAUGGAAUAACAGAUUAUCUCGAAAAAGGUAUAAAUUUUAUUAAAAAUAGAAUAAAAUAUGAAUCAAUUUUUUAUGUGAAAAAAAGGAAAACAUUGCUAAAAAAUAAUCUUAUAACCUUUAAAAAUUUUGAUGAAUACACAAACUUGAACCAAACAAUAAAUGUGCUUAUAUAUGAUCAUAAUAAAGGAUAUAAAAUAAUUUUUGAGCAUAUUGAAAAUAAAACAUAUGAUAUAAUAUCCUUUUUACGUAAUAUAUUUUUUUAUGAACCAAAUUAUACUCUCAAAAAUAAUUAUUUAAAAAAUGAAGAAAAUGUCUACAUACAAAAUUAUAGUAGCAAUGAUAUUUGUGAUAAAAAACAAAAAUAUGAAUUUAAUGUUUUUGAAAAAAAAUGUUCAAUGUGUUAUGAAUACGAAAAUAGUGAAUAUAAUAUAAAUGGCUUAGAACAUAUUUGCCCAUAUUUUUUAAAAAAUAUAAGUUUAGUUCUUGAUAAAACUAAGAUGGAAAAAAAUAUAAAGGAUAAAAAAAAUAUGGAUCAAAACAAUUUUAGUGUUGAACAAAUUAGUAUGUAUUCCAAAAUUUUAUACUCAAAUUUAGACAACGAAAAAUAUAUUUUAAAAAUAUGUAAUUCAUCAUUCUCAUUAAAAAAAUUAAAAUUUGUAACAAUUAAUUAUUUAAUAUAUUUUUUACUUUUAUGUGCAUUUACAUACUUUUUUAAAUUAUAUCAACAAAGAAAAUAUAAAAUAAAUAUUACUAUGGUUAAAUAUAAUUAUCUAUUUAUGCUUUUUAUAUUAAGUAAUUAUCCAUUAUUUAUAUAUUUUAUUUUAAAGAUAUUUAAUUAUAAUUACAUAAAUAUAUAUUUAAAUAUCUACACACUUGUUUGUAACAUAAUAGCUUAUCAUAUAUUUAUAUCAAAUGAUGGAAAUUACAUUUUUUAUUCUAUAUUUUCUGUAUUAGCUAGCUACUUAUUAAAAACUUUAUUUAUGAUUCAAAUAAUCCCUUAUAUUUAA
Plasmodium yoelii is the source of this 1791-nucleotide messenger RNA. Its product is annotated as protein ARV1, putative. Gene Ontology annotation, biological process: sterol metabolic process; sphingolipid metabolic process; intracellular sterol transport. The record is from RefSeq and is a predicted model, not a curated record. Lineage: Eukaryota; Apicomplexa; Aconoidasida; Haemosporida; Plasmodiidae. The coding region runs from base 1 to 1791 and encodes 596 amino acids. Gene Ontology annotation, cellular component: cortical endoplasmic reticulum; Golgi apparatus. The transcript has a single exon.